GGACUUGAUUUCCCCUUAUGCCAUCAGUCAAACCUCAUGAGCAGUCACCGUGGCUAUGGGUUGGUGCCAGGAACCGAGCACUCAGGCGGUGGUGAUGGCUCACGGUUCUCAACGCCGCGUGGUGCAGGCAAACUGGGCAAGAAGCGGGCACUGUCCAUCUCACCCCUGUCAGACUCUAGCAUUGACCUGCAGACGGUAAUCCGCACCUCACCCAACUCCCUUGUUGCGUUCAUCAACUCCCGCUGCGCCUCUGCCAGUGGCUCCUAUGGCCACCUCUCCAUCAGCACCAUCAGUCCAUCACUGGGGUACCAGAGUCCACCGGGUCAGCAGAAGGGCCAAGGCCACCUCUACAGCCACACUCCCGCACCACCACCAUGUAGCUCCCAUGAACACCUGUCCACCUGCCCAGGGCUCCUGCACCAUGCCCCAGCUCGUGGGACCCUCAAACACUGCCAGCAGCUAAAGUUGGAGUGGAGCCUGAGCAGCCCUCUGACUGUCAAAUACCCAGAGGAGAGGUCCGAGGGCGACAUCUCCAGUCCAGCUUCCACAGGCACCCAGGACCCCUUGCUGGGGAUGCUUGAUGUUCGGGAAGAUCUGGAGAAGGAGGAUGGGAAACCUGAAUCUGAGACUGUGUAUGAAACCAAUUGCUACUGGGAUGGCUGUGCCAAGGAGUUUGAUACGCAGGAGCAGCUGGUGCAUCACAUCAACAAUGAGCAUAUCCAUGGGGAGAAGAAGGAGUUUGUGUGCCACUGGGCAGCAUGUUCCCGGGAGCAGAGGCCCUUCAAAGCUCAGUACAUGUUGGUGGUGCACAUGCGACGUCACACAGGCGAGAAACCUCACAAAUGCACGUUCGAGGGCUGUAACAAAGCCUACUCACGUCUGGAGAACCUCAAGACGCAUCUGCGCUCACACACGGGUGAAAAACCCUAUGUGUGUGAACACGAGGGUUGCAACAAGGCCUUCUCCAAUGCUUCUGACCGGGCCAAGCAUCAAAACCGCACUCACUCUAAUGAGAAGCCCUAUGUGUGCAAGAUUCCAGGCUGCACCAAGCGCUACACAGACCCCAGUUCCCUGCGCAAACAUGUGAAAACGGUGCACGGCCCUGAUGCCCAUGUCACCAAGAAGCAUCGAGGGGAUGUGGUGCCAGGUCGUGCACUGCCCACCCCCAGUGGCCCCCCAGACAUGAAGCAGGAGAAAGACACAAAUGGCCCCACUGAGGCCCGGAAGGAUGACAGCAAACUCUUGGUACCUGACUUGGCCUUGAAGCCGCAGCCCAGCCCAGGUGGGCAGUCAUCAUGCAGCAGCGACCACUCCCCACUCGGCAGCACCACCAACAAUGACAGUGGGGUGGAGAUGGCGGGCAACGCAGGUGGGAGCUACGAGGAUCUGUCCACGCUGGAGGAUGUGGUGCCUGGUGAGCCCAUGGGCACCUCAGGGCUCAUGGCCCUCCACAAGCUAGAAAAUCUUCGCAUUGACAAACUGAAGCAGAUGAGGAAGCCAUCAUCUAUCAAGGGCCUGAAUUUGCCAGCCAUCCCUGGAGCCGGCCUGCCUGGGGGGCUGCCUGGGAUCUCCGUGCUGCCACCAGCUGCCUCGCACCGGCGCAUUGCGGAGCUGUCAGCAGCAGAGAUGGGCAUGCCACUGAACGAGCGCCGGAGCAGUGCCACCAGUACCGUAAGCUCAGCCUACACUGUGAGCCGGCGCUCAUCUCUGGUGUCCCCGCACCUGGCUGGGCCAUGUCUGGGUGGCGAGGCAGGGGCAAUGCCCAGUGGGGCAGGCCUGGCAGACAGCUAUGACCCCAUCUCUCCGGACGAGUCGCGACGCUCCAGUGACGCCAGCCACUGUGGAGGGCUGCCAGGUGUGGGCAGCCUUACCCCGGCCCAGCGCUACCGUCUCAAGGCCAAAUACGCUGCAGCCACAGGUGGCCCACCCCCAACUCCACUGCCCAACAUGGAGCGGGUGGGCAUGGGUGGCCACAGCAGCUUACCUGGGGACUACCUUGCGCCAGCCAAACCCUGCUUCCUUGCAAAUGGUUUGCUGCGAAGGCAUAGUUCCAAUGACUACCCUGGCUAUGCAGGCAGCGUUCCACCUCACCUGGUGCCUCGGAAUGGUGUGCGGCGGGCCAGCGACCCUGCCCGGACCGUGGCCAACCCUCAUGCUGUGCCCAAGGUGCAUCGUUUUAAGAGCAUGGGUAAUGUGAAUGUGCCAGGAGUGGGCAGAACUGCUCUGCAGCCCUUGGGUGGUUCUGAUGCCAACCUUCAGCGCCAUGUCUUCUCCCCACGCCCACCCAGCAUCAGUGAAAAUGUCUUCCUGGAGAGCGUGAGCACAGAGGGCCCUGGCGCAGCCACGGAGUCUGGCUUGCUAGAGAUGGAACAGUACUUGAAUUACCCCGAGGAAAGCUUCCCAUGCCAGGGGACAGGUGUGGAGCGCCAGUGUGAAGGCCUCUACAGCAGCGCUCACCGGAUCACGGAGGGUAUGCAACUGAACCCAGGAGGGCACAGGGACAUGGAGGAGGGGUUGCUUCAGUCCGAGUUCUCCCUCCCUCAGUGCCAGAUGAACCAGCACUUCACGAGUAUGCAUGCUGGCAACGGGUCCAUGCCAGCUCCUUGGGAUGAACCUUCCCAAGGCAAUCUGGAGAUGAGAUCUGGGCAGUCAAGUGUCAGUGCCUCUGCUGCUGCCAUGUCUGGGCCACACUGUCACCAUCUAAGUACUGAGUACCCACUACCCAGUUCUUGUGAGCAGCAACCCAAACUUGUGAGCUCAUGCCAGGACAGUGGAUUUUCUGGGGGGCACCGGCUUAACCGACUACAGAUCAAAUCUGAGCAGCGUUACCCAGCACCUGCCCCAGCACUUGCUCCCUGCCAGAAUGCCAAGCUUGCUGGACCCAUGCAGCCUCCUGCAUCAUUUGGCCAAGCUAUGAAUGUAGGGCCUGAUGGUUACCAGUCCGAGGAACAGGCACCUGUCAGUUUCAUGGGCAUGCUGAGCCUGGGCGCUAGAAGAGCCCAGACCCCCACCAUGCAGACCAAAGAAGUGAUGGUCCGUAGCUAUGUGCAGGCCCAGCAGGCUCUGAUGUGGGGAGACCAACUAGCCUCCAAGGGAGGGGAGGCUGGCAUGGGGUUGAGCAGUGAACCUGGGCAGUGCCAAGCUAUGCAAGCACCACUGUACCUCAGCCCCAGGUACGCUGGUUACCAAGCCAAACCAGAUCACCUGCAGGGUCUGGCAGAGACCCAACACCUCCUAAAUGCCCCAUGCUUCAACCCAGAGAUGGUACCACACCCACCUGGUGGCCCUAAACCACCCGGUCACCAAAACAAUCUGAACUAUGCGGGCAACCUGGCUCAGCCAAGUCAUUCCUAUGAGGGAGUGGAAGCCAGUUCCCGGCGUGUACCUCGCUUGCCCCCUGCCCGCCCCACACCUGAGGGGCCCGGUAAUGCCCUGCUGUAUUACCCAGGCCAGGGCACACAUGUGCAGGUGGGCAAAGGUGGGCAUAAGCUGCUGGGCCAAACAGCAGCAAGCUGUGGGGGUCCCGGGCAUUAUGGUGGGAGCUUGGAAGGACUCAAAGGCAGCUCAUAUUACUACCUGGAUUCGGGGGAGCAGGUGGCCAACAGCCUGGACUCCCUGGACCUGGAGAAUACGCACCUUGACUUUGCUGCCAUUGUGGAAGAUCCAGAGACACCUGCACUGCUGCCUGGGCCCCCAAGCCCUGCUGGUGGCCUCCUGCUUCCUGCAUCUGGUGGUGCCAACAUGGCUGUGGGUGACAUGAGCUCCAUGUUGAGUACUCUGGCAGGGGAGAGCCAUUUCCUCAACUCCCUGUCCUAA
This is a messenger RNA of Pygoscelis adeliae (Adelie penguin), 3816 nucleotides long. It is a transcript of the gene GLI1, whose product is annotated as GLI family zinc finger 1. The transcript has 10 exons. The annotation marks the transcript as partial. Lineage: Eukaryota; Metazoa; Chordata; Aves; Sphenisciformes; Spheniscidae. Gene Ontology annotation, molecular function: RNA polymerase II cis-regulatory region sequence-specific DNA binding; DNA-binding transcription factor activity, RNA polymerase II-specific. Gene Ontology annotation, biological process: smoothened signaling pathway; regulation of transcription by RNA polymerase II. Gene Ontology annotation, cellular component: nucleus. The record is from RefSeq and is a predicted model, not a curated record.